GCGCAACGAGCCCAGUCGGAUACGUGAUCGUCUAGGAUCAUCUGCCAAGACUAAGCUUCUCUAUUGCAACAUCGUACAUCAGCAACGAUGGAUGGACAACAAAUGGACAAUAGUACAGUUGCGUGAUCGGUAAGCUACAUUUGAAAAGACGCGGGGGGUUUUGAAAAUGUGCCGAAUAUCCGAAAGGAUGAAUAAAUAAAGACUUGAGGCCACCGCAAAAGAAAGUAGAAAUACACAGAUUACACAUUGAACCCAUUCAACGAAGGAACACUACAGCAAAUAUGGCACCCUCAGUUGUGGCACCCGCAGUGACGGAACAGGAGAUUCCAAUUGUUACCAAAGGCAGACCGCAGCCGUUGGUAUCGUCGGGCCUCCUCGACCAAUUCGAGCAAUUCGAUGUAACUCCAGUCAUCGGCACGGAGUUCUCAAGUGCCAACUUGGUCGAGUGGAUUAAUUCUCCAAAUGCAGAUGACCUCUUGAGGGAGUUGGCCAUCAAAAUCUCCCAGCGUGGUGUCGUGUUCUUCCGUGCCCAAGACAACCUCACGAACGAUAUUCAGAAGGUAUUGAUUCAGCGACUCGGCGAACUCUCAGGAAAGCCAAAAACCUCAGGCCUGCACAUCCACCCGGUCUUGAACUCAGGCCGGGAAGGUGGAGGAACCGAUCCGGAGAUUAGCACGAUCAGCUCUGUCCAGCACAAGAAGAUUUACCGCCAAGCUACAGAUGAAGGACUCACCGUAAAGACGCAGAACGCUGGACUGUGGCAUUCGGAUAUCGCCUUCGAGCCAGUCCCGGCUGAUUAUACCUCACUUCGACUUGUUGAACUGCCCAAGACGGGAGGAGACACCCUCUGGGCAUCCGGAUGCGAGAUCUACGACCGCAUCAGUGCGCCAUACCAGAAGUUCCUUGAGGGUCUCACGUGCACCUUCGCUCAACCGGGAUUCAACGCCGCUGCCGCUCGUGGUGGCUUCGAGAUCUAUGACAAGCCCCGCGGUGCACCCGAAAACGUUGGUACCCUGUUACAGGCGGUGCAUCCCGUUGUGAGGACCAACCCUGUGACGGGCUGGAAGAGCAUUUUCCCCGUUGGUGGCCAUAUCAAGCAUAUCAAUGGCGUGACGGAAGACGAAUCCAAGGCCCUCCUCAGCUGGUUCUUGGACUUGGUGUACAAGAACCACGACCUGCAGGUCCGCCUCAAGUGGCAGAACCCCAACGAUAUCGCGAUCUGGGACAACAGAAGUGUUUUCCACAGCGCAACCUUCGAUUAUGACGACCAGGGUGAGCGUUUCGGUAACCGGGCCGUGGGAUUGGGCGAGCGACCGUACUUUGACCCCAAUAGCAAGUCACGCAGGGAAGCUCUGGGUCAGCAUCUUCCUGCUGAGAAGAUUGUAGUUUGAUUGAGUCCGUGAAAAUCUCCGGAGCUCAUUCGCGGCUUUGCAGUCCGCAACCAUACAUUCAUGUUAAACCAAUUAGGGAAACAAAAUUGAACUAUGAUAAUGAAAUAAUAACUUCUGAACAAGGUCCGGUGUGUGAUUCAAAGACUAG
This is a messenger RNA of Eremomyces bilateralis CBS 781.70, 1539 nucleotides long. RefSeq names its product taurine catabolism dioxygenase. Gene Ontology annotation, cellular component: cytoplasm. The coding region runs from base 282 to 1391 and encodes 369 amino acids. The transcript is spliced from 4 exons. The record is from RefSeq and is a predicted model, not a curated record. NCBI's taxonomy places the organism in Eukaryota, Fungi, Ascomycota, Dothideomycetes, Eremomycetales, Eremomycetaceae. Gene Ontology annotation, molecular function: 2-oxoglutarate-dependent dioxygenase activity.